Doryrhamphus excisus (bluestripe pipefish) is the source of this 1437-nucleotide messenger RNA. The record is from RefSeq and is a predicted model, not a curated record. NCBI's taxonomy places the organism in Eukaryota, Metazoa, Chordata, Actinopteri, Syngnathiformes, Syngnathidae.
CGGAAGGGUCCUUUGACAUCUUCACGAGUCCAACAGCAAACUAGCUUGCUUACGACGAGUGGCUUAAAAUGAGCGACGUUACGCUAUAAUUUGACAGUUGUGCGACUGUCCAUGCACUUAUUUUCCAUUUUAAGGAUAAGGUUGUGCGAGGAAGAAAAGGUUUCAAAGAAGAAAGAAGAUAAUUUUGGAAAGGAAGCUGGAUAAACAUGUUGAGCUCCUGUCGCCGUGCCCUUCAGGGUCUGCUCGGCCAAAUGACUAUCAGGAGUUUCUCUGUGACUCCUGUCCAGAGCACAGUCGUCGUGGAGCGUUGGUGGGAGGUCCCUUUGUCCAAAGUCGGGAGUCCGCCGAGGCUGCACCCACGGAGACACCGCAUCUACAAAUUGGUUGAGGACACCAAACAUUCUCCCAAGGACAAGCUGGAACUCAUCCUAACUCAGACGGUCCCAAAGUUGGGCGGACGAGGAGAUACCGUGUUUGUUAGGAAGUCCGUUGGGCGGAAUAAGCUGCUGGCCCAAGGGCUUGCGGUGUAUCCAUCGCCAGAGAACAAAGAGAUGUUUGCGGAGGAGCGAAGGCUGCUGCAUGACGGGAAGCCCGAUGAAAGAGUCCAAACCCGAACUGGACAAAUGACUGUGGACUUCCUCAAACGUUGCAAGCUGACCAUCAACAAAAUGCCCUCGGAUGACUUUAAGCUCACCAGUGAGGUCGUUAGGAGACAUUUUCUUCACAAGCUGAUUGUGGUUGUGCCUCCUCAUGCACUCAAACUUCCCUUUGAGCCGAUCACAGAGUUGGGCGACUACUGGUGUGAAGUCACGGUCAACGCAAUUGACACUGUCCGGAUCCCCUUGUCGCUGGUUCCCUACGAGGACCCCUCAGCCAGUCAUCAGCGGCUCCUGAAGGCACAGAGGAAGCAGCGGGCCGUCCAGAGAGAGACUUUGGAAGCAGAGGCGUGUCAAGACACGGACGCCCCACCCAGCGACAAACUGAAAAAGGACACUUGAAUGACAUCCAUGGAGUUGAUUUCAAUGCCAUUUGUGUGCAUGGGCAGCCUGACCAGGAGGAACACUUACUGUACGUUUAUGAGCGGGAAGCAUACACCAUGGAAAGGAAUACAUUUGGAGCUCUAAAAGCCACCCAGAUGUCAAAAGGUGUCCAACAGCCUAUCUCAUUGUAAACCACUGAAGGGGGGCUGGGUUCCAAAACGGGAGCAUGGUCUGGAUGGAGAACUGAACAAUUUGUCCCCCAAACAACCAGGGCAGUGUGAGGGGAAUGUGCAUACCAGUUGGAGAUCUAAGGGUCCUAACGGCCAGGAAGCUCUACUCUAAUGUCUGAAUGACGCCAGGUUUUCCCACACGCGUCGGAGGGGACUCAGAAACCAUAUUUGGCCUGGGUCUGUCUGCGGGUCAUUCGGUUUUCUGCCCAGCUGUUCUUCAACUCCAG